Molecule: messenger RNA, 981 nt
Organism: Aspergillus steynii IBT 23096
Lineage: Eukaryota; Fungi; Ascomycota; Eurotiomycetes; Eurotiales; Aspergillaceae
Exons: 1
Coding region: 412-840 (142 amino acids)
Source: RefSeq, a predicted model, not a curated record
UAUAUCCUCGUUUCCACCCCAAGCAAAAAGGCGAAAAAGAAAAAAAGAAAAAAGAAAAUAGGGAAAAGCCCGUAUGACCGCCGAGGUCACACAACAAUGAUGAUCUGGACGUGUCACGACAUGCACGAGUUAAGUUGCGGUGGAACCAACACGCCCAAACCAGAAUCCCUAAAAAUCCAAGCUCCAACCGUCGCCGAGUAAACGAAGCGGCAGAAGGUCGAUGUGUCGCUCGUCCGGUCGUUCGGGGCCUAUAAAUCCAGUCCAUCCUGAUGCUCCUCCAUCUCGUCUCCUGGGGUUUCUGCUGCGUCCAAUCUCUGUUCUCUCGUUCAUGACCUGGGAUUUCCACUCUGAUUAUUUAUCCCCAUGAAUCCGGGCAAUAUUUAAUUUCUUAAUCUAAUAAAUACCUCCAUCAUGCCUCUCGACACCGCUCCUUCGUCCUUCACCACCUCCGACGACUCCUUCUCCUUCCGACGACCCUCGCGCUCGCCUCUCCGCUGGGUGUCGCGACGGCUCUCGCGCCCCAAAACGCCGACAGUCAACAGCGCCAGUGAUGAUUCCGAGACUUUGGCCGAGUCGUAUGCCGUCUACUGUCAGACUUCCAGCGCACCCCAACGCCCUCGGCAACGCACGCCCCAACGCGAGUCCGUCCACCUGGACGAGUGGCCGUCCUUCAGCUUCUUACCGGUGGGCGCCCACGGCUUCACUCAGCUCGAACCACCCUCGCCCUCGCCGACGCCACCGCCGCCGCGGGUGCUCACUCCCUCCCGGUACCGCGAGUUCAUCCGAGACCAAGAACCCCCUCGACGGCCGUGGUGGACACGAAUGCUGUGUGGCCGUUGAGACCGGAGACAGAAAGACAGGGGGAGAGAAGAAGAAGAAAAGACAAGGGAAAGAGACAAGCGAGAGAGAUCAGUCGAACAGGGGUAUCCUGAGCUUCGUAUUACAUAUACAACCUAAUCAAUACAACAUGCAAUCCAAUCC